CUGUCCUCACCAUCUUUAUUCCCCGGUGCCGGCAUCUUUACUGUAGGCACCUGGCUGUCCGCAGUCUCUGGUCAUCUCCUGUACUGUGUCCGCAGUCUCUGGUCAUCCCCUGUACCGUGUCUACAGUCUCUGGUCAUCUGUACCGUGCCCUCUGCAGUCUCUGGUCAUCUCCUGUACUAUGUUCGCAGUCUCUGGUCAUCCCCUGUACUAUGUCCGCAGUCUCUGGUCAUCUCCUGUACCAUGUCCGCAGUCUCUGGUCAUCUUCUGUAGUAUGUCCGCAGACUCUGGUCAUCUCCUGUACUAUUUGCACAGUCUCUGGUCAUCUCCUGUAGUAUGUCCGCAGUCUCUGGUAUCUCCUGUACUAUGUCCACAGUCUCUGGUCAUCCCCUGUACUAUGUCCGCAGUCUCUGAUCAUCUCCUGUGCCACGUCCGCAGUCUCUGGUCAUCUCCUGUAGUAUGUCCACAGUCUCUGGUCAUCUCCUGUACUGUGUCUGCAGUCUCUGGUCAUCUCCUGCACCAUGUCCACAGUCUCUGGUCAUCUCCUGUACUAUGUCUGCAG
This is a messenger RNA of Staurois parvus, 559 nucleotides long. Lineage: Eukaryota; Metazoa; Chordata; Amphibia; Anura; Ranidae. The record is from the annotation of a GenBank genome assembly.